AAAGCUUUUGGGACCGUUUCAGAAUUAAGAAAAAUGACCUCUAAAUUUGAACAUAUUUCUUUGUAUCAAAUAGUGCCUAAAUCAACAAGACAUUCUAGAAAAUUGUUUCUUUUCAGAGGGUUUGAAAACCCCCAUAGUGACUCACUCGUCUAACCACAAGACUAUUUAACCUUUCACUAGUUUCAGCACCACACCUACAUACCACUUGUCUGACUCACUGUCCACACCGCAUCACGCCACAUUGCACCACACCACACUACACCACUCCACUCCACUCCACUCCACUCCACUCCACUCCACACCACACCAGUCACCACACCAUUGAUUCUGACGCCGACGACACAACGUGCUGGUCAAUAUGGACUUUGUCAAGAAACUAUUCAGGAAGAAAAUGGACAAGGACAGGGUCAGGAAGAAUGUGGAAGAGCUCUUAAGUGAUGAGGAGGCCUGCCAGGCUGCUGCUGCUGCAGCCUUCCAACAACACGACAAGAAAGGCAAGGGCAGCGGCUUCCUGGACGACAGGGAGGCUGACAGGGCCAUCAACACCCUGGUAGGAGCCAAGGAGAACGAGAAGGGCAUCCCCAAACAUGUCAUCAAGGACAUCCUCAAGCAGGUAGAGAGGGAGGAUAGUGGCAUUUCUGAAGAACAGUUCAUCGGAGCAUCAUGGAACAUUCUUAACAAGUACCACCAGAAGGAGCUGGCUAAAGCAGAAGGCAAGGCUGACUCCAGCUCAUCAUCAUCAUCAUCAUCAUCAUCCUCUGAUGAAGAGUAAACAUACACAGCAACGGCACGUCUAGAAAUUUGCAAUCAACUGAUCAUUCUUAGUAUAAGAAUUCUAUUGUCUUCCUAGGUUUAGAUGAGAGAAAGCCUGUUCCCAGUCUAUGUUUGUAUAUUGGUUAUCAACACUGGUCAUUGUGAUGAUUAGACUAAGUACAUGUAAUAACUAUGUUCUGUGCAUGUGAAUCAUGAGUAAAAUAACUAAACAAUAAGGUCAUGAUCUUUAUCAUACAACAGCACAAGAGUGAAAAUCACUCAGUACAAAUUGAUUUCAACAAGCAUUUAAUCAUUUUACAUUGCCCAAUGGUACCGAAGAUGGUAUUUUUAUAUCUAUCCCCAGAAAAGACUGAAGAACAUUAUUGUAGACCUGAAGCCUUCCAUAAUUUUGCAAUUAUUUCUAAGACCAGAUACAGUGAGCAUGCUGGCAGCAUCUAGAGAUGACGAGGAAAUGAAUAACUACUAGGAUGGGAGGAGCAAUAUGCAAGUGCUUAUUAAUUGUGCAGUAAAAAUUUGAUACUUGGAAAGAAAUUUUCCUGGUCACUUAUAAUUCAUAGCUGCAUGCCUUUUCUUUGCCAGGUGGACAGAUAAGGGUGUCCAGGGAUAUGGCAGUGUGAUAAAGUUUGUUUCACUGGAGGUGUUCAGAGAUUAAAAAAGGUUGUAUAUCAACAUGAUGAUGAUUGAAUCUUGACUUAAUAAUAACGGGCCAUAAUCUAUUAUUAUCAUAUAGCCAGAAGAUGUUGACCAAUCACAAGUCCCCAUCUAAUGUUGGUUAUGACACCUCAGCACUGAUGAAUAAAGAUUUGAGGUUAAAUCACCCCAACAGGGCUUAUUGACAUGACCUUGGGUACCAGAUCAGUUUCAUAACCAGAACUGAUCAUAACUAACAAGUGUUUGUACUAUUAUUAUAAUUAUUAAUUUAUCAUUAUCAUUUUGACCCCUUGACUGUCCUCCCAACUCGGCCCCCACAAAAAGCGGUCGUCAUGGCUGAAUGGGGUGAUACAUGUAUAUAUUGUACAUAUAAUAUACAUGUAUCAAUGAGUAUAGAUAAGGGCACAAACAAACAAACUAACCAGAACUUGUGUGUUCAAAAACAAAGAUUGUGGUGGCACUAAAAUAAUAUCAUUAUAUUGUUUUUAAAUAUGUGAUGGGCCAGCCCCAGUUUGAAAAGUUCAAGUGAUGGACCUG
Messenger RNA from Branchiostoma belcheri (Belcher's lancelet), 1962 nucleotides. RefSeq lists its product as uncharacterized. Bases 359 to 772 code for a protein of 137 amino acids. NCBI's taxonomy places the organism in Eukaryota, Metazoa, Chordata, Leptocardii, Amphioxiformes, Branchiostomatidae. The record is from RefSeq and is a predicted model, not a curated record. The transcript has 5 exons.